Bombina bombina (fire-bellied toad) is the source of this 1500-nucleotide messenger RNA. RefSeq lists its product as uncharacterized. NCBI's taxonomy places the organism in Eukaryota, Metazoa, Chordata, Amphibia, Anura, Bombinatoridae. Bases 1 to 1500 code for a protein of 499 amino acids. The record is from RefSeq and is a predicted model, not a curated record. The transcript has 4 exons.
AUGAAAAGCAAUAGUAAUUGGUUAGUGAAGACAACACCUGUUGAUGGAAUCCCUUGCAUCCCUCAGUCUGUUGAUGGAAUCCCUUGUGUCUCACAGCCUGUUGAUGGAAUCCCUUGCAUCCCUCAGCCUGUUGAUGUAAUCCCUUUUGUUUCACAGCCUGUUGAUGGAAUCCCUUGUGUCUCACAGUCUGUUAAUGGAAUCCCUUGUGUCUCACAGCCUGUUGAUGGAAUCCCUUGUGUCCCUCAGUCUGUUGAUGGAAUCCCUUGUGUCUCACAGUCUGUUGAUGGAAUCCCUUGUGUCUCACAGUCUGUUAAUGGAAUCCCUUGUGUCCCUCAGCCUGUUGAUGGAAUCCCUUGUGUUUCACAGCCUGUUGAUGGAAUCCCUUGUGUCUCACAGUCUGUUAAUGGAAUCCCUUGUGUCCCUCAGUCUGUUGAUCCUGUUGAUGGAAUCCCUUGUAUCUCACAGUCUGUUGAUGGAAUCCCUUGCGUCCCUCAGCCUGUUGAUGAAAUCCCUUGUGUCCCUCAGCCUGUUGAUGGAAUCCCUUGUGUCUCACAGCCUGUUGAUGGAAUCCCUUGUGUCUCACAGCCUGUUGAUGGAAUCCCUUGUGUCCCUCAGCCUGUUGAUGAAAUCCCUUGUGUCCCUCAGCCUGUUGAUGAAAUCCCUUGUGUCCCUCAGCCUGUUGAUGGAAUCCCUUGUGUCUCACAGCCUGUUGAUGGAAUCCCUUGUGUCCCUCAGCCUGUUGAUGGAAUCCCUUGUGUCCCUCAGUCUGUUGAUGGAAUCCCUUGUGUUUCACAGCCUGUUGAUGGAAUCCCUUGUGUCUCACAGUCUGUUAAUGGAAUCCCUUGUGUCCCUCAGUCUGUUAAUGGAAUCCCUUGUGUCCCUCAGCCUGUUGAUGGAGUCCCUUGUGUCCCUCAGUCUGUACAUAGAAUCCCUUGUGUUUCACAGCCUGUUGAUGGAAUCCCUUGUGUCUCACAGUCUGUUGAUGGAAUCCCUUGUGUCCCUCAGUCUGUACAUGGAAUCCCUUGUGUUUCACAGCCUGUUGAUGGAAUCCCUUGUGUCUCACAGCCUGUUGAUGGAAUCCCUUGUGUCCCUCAGCCUGUUGAUGAAAUCCCUUGUGUCUCACAGUCUGUUGAUGGAAUCCCUUGUGUCCCUCAGCCUGUUGAUGUAAUCCCUUGUGUCUCACAGUCUGUUGAUGGAAUCCCUUGUGUCCAUCAGCCUGUUGAUUCUGUUGAUGGAAUCCCUUGUGUCCCUCAGUCUGUUGAUGGAAUCCCUUGUGUCCGUCAGCCUGUUGAUGGAGUCCCUUGUGUCUCACAGUCUGUUGAUGGAGUCCCUUGUGUCUGUCAGCCUGUUGAUGGAGACCCUUGUGUCUCACAGUCUGUUGAUGGAGUCCCUUGUGCCCCUCAGCCUGUUGAUGGAGACCCUUGUGUCUCACAGUCUGUUGAUGGAGUCCCUUGUGUCCCUAAGCCUGUUGAUGGAAUCCCUUGUGUUUCAGUCUGUUGA